This is a messenger RNA of Alternaria metachromatica, 582 nucleotides long. It is a transcript of the gene FUR1, whose product is annotated as Uracil phosphoribosyltransferase, synthesizes UMP from uracil. Lineage: Eukaryota; Fungi; Ascomycota; Dothideomycetes; Pleosporales; Pleosporaceae. The transcript has 3 exons. The record is from RefSeq and is a predicted model, not a curated record. The coding region runs from base 1 to 582 and encodes 193 amino acids.
AUGAUACGUGAUCGCAAUACCGGCCGCGCAGAUUUCAUCUUCUACAGCAACCGCAUAAUCCGUUUGCUUGUCGAAGAAGGUCUCAACCACCUGCCAACAGAGUCCCAGGAGAUCACCACCCCAGUAGGUCGCACCUACUCCGGUGUCAAGUUCGAGGGCAAGAUCUGUGGUGUCUCGAUUAUGCGUGCGGGAGAGUCCAUGGAGCAGGGUUUGAGGGACUGCUGUAGGAGCGUACGCAUAGGAAAGAUCUUGAUUCAGCGGGACGAGGAGACUAGUAAGCCGAAAUUGUACUACGACAAGUUGCCUGAGGACAUUGCCGACAGAUGGGUCUUGUUGCUGGAUCCUAUGCUGGCUACUGGUGGUUCGGCACUCAUGGCGAUCGAUGUGCUCAAGUCGCGGGGCGUGCCAGAGGAGCACAUUCUCUUCCUCAACCUCAUUGCCAGCCCAGAAGGCGCACAAAACCUUGCGGAUAAGUUCCCCAAGGUGAGAGUGGUCACUGCCUUUGUUGAUGCGGGUCUGGACGAGAAGAACUACAUCGUCCCUGGACUGGGUGACUUUGGCGACCGUUUCUACACCAUGUAA